AUGAAUAUCAAGCAAUUUUUCGUUCCAGCCGGGAAACCUUUAUCCGGUUUGGCAGUAGGACUCAGUAUCUUUUUAACUGCAUUGUUCUUAGUGAACAAUCUGGUAUACCCUAUCAAUGAACACCUUCUGCUAAAGCCUGAUUCACUAUUCAAGUUUGAUUUGAACAGAAUCUCGUUGUACCCGUUGGCUCAUCUCUCAUUUUUCCAUUUGUUCUUCAAUGUCAUCUCGACUUUCUCUAUGAUUGUGAUGUUCGAGGAAUCCCAUGGAACUCUUUACACUGGUGUCAUAUUGAAUCUAUUAGCCGUAUUUACUGCAAUCCCAUACUGUUUAAUCGGUUCUUUGCUAUUCCCCAAUGUCGAGAUCGGUGGUGCAAGUGGUUGGUUCUUCUCUUUCUUGGGAUACUUUGCUGUGAAAGAAUCCCGAGUUCGUAACUCAGUGAUGAUCACCAGUACUUUUUCAUUCCCAACAUUAUACUUCCCAGUAGCAUUACUAUUCGUUACUGCUCUAUUGGCGCCUGGUUCUAGUCUACCAGGUCAUGCAAUUGGGUUACUAUUAGGAUACUUCAUGGGGUUGAAAGAGAAUUGGGUAGCCAAGAUUACUCCACCAAGCUUUGUAUUGAAGAAAAUUGAAACAUGGGUCGAUCCAUUGAUCAAUCUGAUCCCAUUCGGUAUUAAGUACUAUAGGGAAGUUGAAGUGGACAGAUCACUUGAAUAUACUUCCGUUUACCUGGGGUCAGAAUCCAGAUUGCCCUUGCAUAAUACGGAUACUCCAGCGGAGCCCACAUUUCAAGGAAACGGAAGAGUCUUGGGAAAUUGA
Kluyveromyces lactis is the source of this 816-nucleotide messenger RNA. RefSeq names its product putative rhomboid protease RBD2 (gene RBD2). The transcript has a single exon. The coding region runs from base 1 to 816 and encodes 271 amino acids. The record is from RefSeq and is a predicted model, not a curated record. Gene Ontology annotation, molecular function: serine-type endopeptidase activity. NCBI's taxonomy places the organism in Eukaryota, Fungi, Ascomycota, Saccharomycetes, Saccharomycetales, Saccharomycetaceae. Gene Ontology annotation, cellular component: membrane.